CUUUAGGAAGAGGAAGUGAGAAGGGCUGCUGAAAGCCCCAUGAUGUACUCUGCAAGCUUCACAGAGCUAUGAGAAGGGGAAGUACGAACAGCAGACGAGCUCGACAAGCACACGCCUGAAAACAGAGACGAUAGCAGAUAUCAUUUUCUCCAAAUAGGUCUGAUCAGAGGAGUUGCAAGAUGGCUCACAGCUGCCUCAAGUGUUUAAAGUACACCAUGUGUGUCGCCAACUUGCUUUGCUUUAUCUGCGGUGUGGCCGUUUUGGCCUUCGGCGUCAUCGUGAUGGUGAGUUCAAAUUAUGCUGCUCUCACCCCCUCACUGCCCAGCUUCAACAUAGCCAACAUCCUCCUGAUCACCGGCAUCAUCAUCACCUGCGUGUCCUUCCUGGGAUUUCUCGGCGCACUCAAGGAGAACCGCUGUCUCCUCCUAUCGUUUUUCCUGAUGCUCUUCCUCAUGAUGCUCUUGGAACUGACAGCAGCAUGUCUGCUACUUGUAUACGAGGGAGAAAUUACUGAAAGAGUGAAGACCGAUCUGACAAAGGGCUUGAAUGAUGCAAAAGGAAAUUCAACACAUUCAAAACAAAGUGACUGGGAUAAUAUUCAAAAAAACCUUGACUGCUGUGGAAUCCAUAAUGUAACAGAUUGGGGAAACAACGUGCCAGAAUCCUGCUGUAUUCCUGAGGACCCCUCUUGUAAAAGUCAUAAAUACAGGCAAACGGGUUGUUUGUCAAAGGUGACAAAUUUUUUUGAGAAGAAUUUCCUAACCAUUGGGGUCUCUGUCAUUGUCCUCUGUAUGAUUGAGGUUUUGGGAAUGUGCUUUGCCAUGACACUGUUCUGCCACAUUAGCAGAUCUGGACUGGGCUACAAGUUCUGAAUACCUUCAAACAUGAUCUUCCCAUUUUACAGUAAAUAUCACUGUAAAGUUCUUUAGGAACUAGAGGGAAAGUUUCUGGAAAAACUUCCUUAAAAUGACAAAACUAUUUUUCUAAACUCUUGCUUAAAGCUUAAACCUGUUUAUGUACCUGAAUAUAAAGUAUAACUGUAAAUUCUGGCACCUUUGACCUUUAGUGCACUACUCCAUUUCAGGUGAAGCUGUGUGCUGAGUUCAGUUUUGUACAGAACUUGCUUGGUGCCAAGUUUAUCUUAAGGUCUGUCAACUUUUUAAAACAGUUUCUGUAAAAUAUUACCUUUGUACUAGUCUUUAAUAAACUACUUACUGACAACAAAUUUGGAAACAUCCAAUUAACCUGCAGUCAGCUGAGACUGAAGAAGUCACUUGGAUGAGUGACAAAACGUUUCUCCCACAAAACGCUACGUCCAGAUGAACACAAUCAACGUUUGGAGAUCAAUUAACUUUAUAAAAAUAAAGAGCAUAAACAGUG
Maylandia zebra (zebra mbuna) is the source of this 1380-nucleotide messenger RNA. RefSeq names its product leukocyte surface antigen CD53. The record is from RefSeq and is a predicted model, not a curated record. NCBI's taxonomy places the organism in Eukaryota, Metazoa, Chordata, Actinopteri, Cichliformes, Cichlidae. Gene Ontology annotation, cellular component: plasma membrane.